AUGAAAACCUUCUCUGCAGCGCACGCCCUUGUCCUUGCCACGACAGCAGGACAAGGUCUAGCUGCCGUCAAGCAGGGCAUCUCCGACAGCAUUUACAACCGCCUAGUGGGGAUGGCAACCAUCUCUCAGGCUGCUUAUGCGGACCUGUGCAACAUCCCAGCAACAAUCACCACAGUGAACAAGAUAUACAACCCCCAAACGGACAUCAACGGAUGGGUCCUCCGCGACGAUACCCGCCGUGAGAUUAUAACCGUCUUCCGCGGCACGGGUAGUGGUAAGAACCUGGACCUCGACACCAACUACACUCUCGCGGCGCUGGACACACUUCCUAAAUGCACUGGUUGCGCAGUGCAUGGUGGAUACUAUCUUGGAUGGCUCUCCGUCCAAGAUCAGGUUGAAUCCUUUGUUCAACAGCAGGCCAAAAACUAUCCAGACUAUGCAUUGACAGUGACGGGUCAUAGCCUAGGUGCAUCCAUGGCAGCAAUUACUGCCGCCCAGCUCUCCGCCACAUAUGGAAAUAUCAGCCUGUACACCUUCGGCGAACCGAGAACCGGUAACCAGGCCUAUGCGUCGUACGUCAAUCAGGCAUUCAACACGGGCAGCCCGGAGACAACCCGCUUCUUCCGGGUCACUCAUGCUAACGACGGCAUCCCAAACCUGCCCCCGGUCGAACAGGGCUAUGUCCACGCCGGAGUCGAAUACUGGAGCGUGGACCCCUAUAGUGCGCAAAACACGUAUAUCUGCACCGGCAACGGGGCCCAGUGUUGUGAAGGUCAGGGCGGACAGGGAGUGAAUGAUGCCCAUGUUACUUACUUUGGGAUGGCGAGUGGAGCUUGUUCAUGGUAG
Penicillium argentinense is the source of this 846-nucleotide messenger RNA. Its product is annotated as lipase family protein. Gene Ontology annotation, biological process: lipid metabolic process. The coding region runs from base 1 to 846 and encodes 281 amino acids. The transcript is spliced from 2 exons. Lineage: Eukaryota; Fungi; Ascomycota; Eurotiomycetes; Eurotiales; Aspergillaceae. The record is from RefSeq and is a predicted model, not a curated record.